Hibiscus syriacus is the source of this 410-nucleotide messenger RNA. RefSeq names its product serine/threonine-protein kinase BLUS1-like. Gene Ontology annotation, biological process: protein phosphorylation. Gene Ontology annotation, molecular function: protein kinase activity; protein serine/threonine kinase activator activity; ATP binding. The record is from RefSeq and is a predicted model, not a curated record. NCBI's taxonomy places the organism in Eukaryota, Viridiplantae, Streptophyta, Magnoliopsida, Malvales, Malvaceae. The transcript is spliced from 2 exons. The coding region runs from base 39 to 410 and encodes 123 amino acids.
AGAGGGAGGGUGGUAAUGGUAUGCUGUGAAAAUAAGCCAUGGAGCAUCCUUUGGAGAAACGAUUUCCAGUCGAUGCAGAUGAUUACAAGUUAUAUGAAGAAGUUGGAGAAGGUGUCGGUGCCACUGUGUACAGGGCAUUAUGCAUUCCACUUAAUGAGAUAGUUGCUAUCAAGGUUCUUGAUUUGGAAAAGUGCAAUAACGACGUCGAUGGCAUUCGAAGAGAGGUCCAAACCAUGAGCUUGAUUGAUCACCCACGGGCACAUUGUUCAUUUGCUUCUGGUCACAACCUUUGGGUUGUUAUGCCAUACAUGGCUGGGGGGGGGGGGGUCCUGCCUUCAUAUAAUGAAAUCUUCUUAUACAUGGCUGGGGGGCACAUUGUUCAUGAGCUUGAUGGCCUUGCUCCAUUUUAG